AUUAAGAUAAACCACACUCUCCCCUUCCCGUUUUCUUUCUUUUCUUUUUUUUCUUGUGGGAGGUUGAUAUCUGCUCUCCUAAUAGCUGGGCUUCCCAGAACAGUGGACCUCAGUGUCGGCUUUUGGUGCUAGAUUCGGAUCAUGGGGAUCAAAGCGGCACUGCCCAAGAGCGAGCUCUACCUCUACACAGCCGUCCUCGGCUUGGCUUUUCUGUGGGCUGGUAGUUGGAUCAUUGAAGCAUCCAGUGAGAAUGUAAACAGAAGGAGCUUUAAACAGAGUGUGAAACCAGGAUGGCACUACUUUGGCAGGAAAAUGGAUGUGGCUGAUUUUGAGUGGGCGAUGUGGUUCACCACCUUCCGCAACCACAUUCUCUUUGCCCUCUCUGGUCAUGUCAUCUUCGCCAAAAUCUGCUCCAUGAUUUCUCCCAAGCACAGGUCUCUGAUCUACAUGCUGUAUGGCUGCAUGACCGUGCUCAUCAUCAUGGGCUGGACGUACGUCUCUCUUAUCCUGUCCCACUGCAUCCUGCUCUACAGCGUGGCCCUCUUAAAGAAAAAGUGGAUGUGCUUCCUGGCUGGACUCACCAGCCUGGCCACUUUUAAGAUGGAGCCGUUCAGCACAUGGCAGGCUGGCUUUGUGACCGGCACCUUUGACCUCCAGGACAUUCUGUUCUAUGGAGGCUGUGGUUUCUCCAUGAUGCGCUGUAUGAGUUUCGCCUUGGAGAACUGUGAGAAAAAGGAUGGCCACUACAGCUUCAUGGAUUUAGUCAAGUACAACUUCUACCUCCCUUUCUUUUUCUUCGGACCUGUUAUGACUUUCGAUCGAUUCCACGAGCAGGCCAACAACCCCAGCUUGAUACGUAAAGACAGAGAAAUGUGGAACAUCACCAUCCAUGCUUUGGUGCAUCUUGGAGCCAUCCUGGUGGUGGACGUGUUCUUCCAUUUCCUGUACAUCUUGACGAUCCCAAAUGACAUGAAGAUGGUGAAAGAUCUGUCGGACUGGGCCUUAGCUGGACUGGCGUACUCAAACCUGGUGUAUGACUGGGUUAAAGCAGCGGUCAUGUUUGGUGUUAUCAACACAGUAUCUCGACUAGACCACCUAGACCCUCCCCAGCCUCCUAAAUGUAUCACCAUGCUGUAUGUCUUUGCUGAAACGCACUUUGACAGAGGAAUCAAUGACUGGCUAUGCAAGUACGUUUAUGACUACAUUGGAGGUGAUCACACUGGCAUCUUCAAGGAGCUGAUUGCUACAAUCAGUACAUUUGCCAUCACGACUCUGUGGCUCGGACCCUGUGAGCUGGUGUACAUUUGGUCUUUUUUUAACUGCUUCGGCCUGAACUUUGAGCUGUGGGUGGCUAAGCUCUUUUCAAUUCCUCCUCUGUCCACUAUUGAGGGUGUUAUGUCCGAGGCGACGUCACGCCGUAUCAGGGGACUAUUCAAUGCCGUGAACUUCUGGCAGAUCAUCCUCUAUAACGUCCUGGCACUAAAUAGUUUGGAUUUCGCAAAGCUGGUGGCCAAGAGACUGUUGUUUAAGGGUUUCCCCUUAUCGACCUUCUCCGUGCUGAUAGUGACCUACUGCGGUAUACAGCUGAUAAAGGAACGCGAGAGAAAACAGGCUCUGCUGGAGGAACCAGAGUCGAGCAAACCCAAAACCGAUUAAACUGUCCGAGAGCAGAGAGUCCGAGCAGCCAUACCAAAGCGGGCAGCGGCAGUCACCAUGGCCACAGCUCAGCAUGGGCCUGUUUGUUAAGCACAAGCCGUCCUUUACUGUGAAUAGUCCUCAAGUGCACUUGCUGUAUAAAUUUCACCUGUCCUUCAUGAGAGACUCUCUCAUUCAUAAACCAAGUGCAUUUUUAUAUUUUAAUGGUGUCUUUUAAAUUAUGGAUUACGUGGAGAAUGGGCAUGCCAAAUAUUUUAUGCAAAUCUAAUAUAUUAAAGGAUUAAAGACAUGAAUGCUUUUA
Messenger RNA from Trichomycterus rosablanca, 1957 nucleotides. RefSeq names its product hedgehog acyltransferase like, a (gene hhatla). Gene Ontology annotation, molecular function: acyltransferase activity. Gene Ontology annotation, cellular component: endoplasmic reticulum. Bases 142 to 1656 code for a protein of 504 amino acids. Gene Ontology annotation, biological process: negative regulation of N-terminal protein palmitoylation. The transcript is spliced from 12 exons. The record is from RefSeq and is a predicted model, not a curated record. NCBI's taxonomy places the organism in Eukaryota, Metazoa, Chordata, Actinopteri, Siluriformes, Trichomycteridae.